AUGAGAUUCCAAGAUCCGUAUCGCAAUAUCGACGAUGACUAUAGCCGAUUUGGAGGUGCCACAUCACGAUUGCCACAGUUUGAUAAUCACAAUUACGCACCAUCUGGGGACACUGGGUACCAGGGUCAAUCAAGCUCAGGUUCUGGUUGGCCAGGCCCCCAAACAGAGCAAGGUCCACCUCCUCCUCGAUACUCUACUGUGGCAGGAGCCAGGCCAGAGGCUAAAGCUAGCUAUCCAUGGUAUAAUCCGCGCGGCUGGUCAUUGAGGAAGAAAUUGAUCGUUGCGGGUUGCAUUGCAGUCGUCAUUAUUGCGGUGAUUGUCGGAGCAGUUGAGGGCGUAAAAGCAAAUGCGGCGUAUCCCGACUAUUCAACACUCAAUUAUACACUCGUCGACACUUACUCGGGUACUGAUUUCUUUGAUAAUUUCGCAUACUACACUGCAGCUGAUACAACAGAUGGCUUUGUGCAAUACGUGGAUUCAAUGACAGCUUCUCAAAUGAAUCUCACAUACGCUUCUGAUAGCUCUGCUGUGCUCAGGGUUGAUACCGACUCCUCAAACCAGACCUCCGGCCGAAAGUCUGUUCGUAUCACUUCGAACAACCAGUACUACGAUGGACUCUUUAUCUUCGAUAUUGUGCAUACUCCUUAUGGCUGCGCAACCUGGCCUGCCUUAUGGCUCACAGAUCCGGAUAAUUGGCCUGAGCAUGGUGAGAUCGACGUGUUGGAAUCGAAUAAUAAGGGUACUCAUGGAAAUGCGAUGACCCUACAUACUUCGAGUGGGUGCAAGAUGAAUGUCAAGCGCAAGGAGACCGGAUCUGCAAACUAUGCGAACUGCCUGGAUACUGCGAAUGACAAUGCUGGCUGUGGUGUGGAUGGAAAGAAGAAAACAUAUGGACAGGAAUUUAACGACAACGGUGGUGGCGUAUAUGCAAUGGAACUUCGAGAUGCUGGAAUCCGAGUCUGGAUGUUCGCCCGCGAUGAUGUUCCCAACGACAUUUCCAAUACAAGCACUACCCCAGAUCCAUCCACAUGGGGUGAGGCAUUGGCGGAUUUCCCGAAUACAAACUGCAACAUCACCUCGCAUUUCAAAAACCAAAGUAUCAUUGCGAAUAUUGAUAUUUGUGGUGACCUGGCUGGUGCGUCGAAGUACUAUACGGAUCUCUACGACUGUCCUGAAACAUGUACGAAAUGGGCUGCGGAAAAUGGGAGUAACUUCACGUCUGCUUAUUGGGAGUUUAAUAGCUUCAAGGUGUAUCAAUCAUCAUAA
Messenger RNA from Penicillium malachiteum, 1266 nucleotides. RefSeq names its product glycoside hydrolase family 16 protein. Gene Ontology annotation, molecular function: hydrolase activity, hydrolyzing O-glycosyl compounds. Bases 1 to 1266 code for a protein of 421 amino acids. NCBI's taxonomy places the organism in Eukaryota, Fungi, Ascomycota, Eurotiomycetes, Eurotiales, Aspergillaceae. The record is from RefSeq and is a predicted model, not a curated record. The transcript has 3 exons. Gene Ontology annotation, biological process: glucan catabolic process.